AUGUCUCUUGUUUUAGGCAGAUCCUUACACCUCUCUGAUACUUUCUGUAUCAGCUGUGGCACAGUCACUCUUGAUACCACUCGAGCAAAAAUACUCUUAAUCCGGUGGAACAAAAACCAAGAGAUCUACCUACCCAAAGGACGCAAAAACAUCGGCGAGACGCUGAAAGAUGCCGCACUACGAGAGACCUACGAAGAGACAGGUUUCCGAGUAACUCUCUUCCCUUUACCGGUUCCAACACUUGCAACUCCAGCAGGUGAUGCUGAUGCCGUCGGCGAACCGAGCAGCGCGACCACAGAACCUGUUGCGGUUAGCGAGCGGCUCGUUCACGACAAACUCAAGAUCAUCUUUUGGUUUGCUGCCAGAGGAGACUCAACCGCGGCGCCGGAUACGAGGACGCAACAGGAAGGGGAGGACUUUGAGCCACUUUGGUUGGACCUGGAUAGUGGAGUACAGUCUUUGAGUUUCGAUGACGAUAAACAGAUUGCACGAGCGGUUAUUGAUAUAGCCUCCACAUCCGGCCACUUGGGUUCGGUGCAGCAUUGA
Messenger RNA from Aspergillus melleus, 546 nucleotides. Its product is annotated as putative NUDIX domain. The transcript has a single exon. The record is from RefSeq and is a predicted model, not a curated record. Lineage: Eukaryota; Fungi; Ascomycota; Eurotiomycetes; Eurotiales; Aspergillaceae. Gene Ontology annotation, molecular function: bis(5'-nucleosyl)-tetraphosphatase (asymmetrical) activity. Gene Ontology annotation, biological process: AMP biosynthetic process; ATP biosynthetic process. The coding region runs from base 1 to 546 and encodes 181 amino acids.